GUUUGUGAUAUUGAUUUGUGUAAUCUUAUCAAUAUUAUUGACUCAAUAGUAACAAUCAAUUAAAAAUAAACUAAAUAAAUCUUAAAAUAAGUGUUCAUUUAGUUGGAACAGGACGUACUGAUGACCAGUUAAAUAUUUCUGAAAAAAAUGAAGUUGUUAGUUUUAUUAUUUUUAAUUUCCAUUCUUAAAAAUUGGUGUGUAGUUAAUGCUCAUUUGGAUAUGGUCGUUCCUGACCAUAAAAAUGUUUUUGAUUUGAAUCUCUAUGAAUCUGUGUUAGAUCCUGAACUGUGUGAAGAACAACUAAAACAUAUGCUGGAAAAUGACCAAGAACUUUUAUUUGAAUUCUUCGAUGCCGGCAUCCGAACUCCAAGAGGAAUAUUGACCGGAGGCACUCUAGAUCUUGGCAACUAUCACCAAUGUUUGGGGAUACAUAAAGAAACACCAAAGUCAGUUGUUGAAGGAAAAUACUGUAUGAUAAACGUACCAUUGGACCAAGACUGGCCAAGUUUACCAUCAACGCCGUCCCUGCCAGAUAUUACAUGGCCUGAUAUCACAUGGCCUCCGCAGAACCAACGAUAUUUAAAAUGGAGAGAACACGUUGCAAAGAAGUCGAGUGAACUUCGUAUGGCAAUGGCAGGUUUUGAUACAUUCACUGGGACAACGAAUAACAGCAGCUCUCCUCUAGCAGCUCUUACAUUCCGUCUUGGAGUGUGUGUACCAAAAGCCUGUACACCGAGAACAGCAAUAAAUACUAUAUUUGGUGGCUUGCAAACAACACCGAUUGAGUUUGAGGAAUCAUACUGCCGUUUGCCAAAAGAUAAGCAUUGGGUGGCCGGUGAUUACGUUGCACUAGUAAUAUUUGGGAUUUUUAUUCUUCUUGUAGCCCUAAGCACAGCAUACGAUAUUCGAUAUAACGUCUUUCUUCAGAAAGAUCCGAAGAAAAUAAACAAGCUAUGUUUAGCUUUCUCAGCCUACACAAAUACUCGUCGGCUGGUCACAUACAAACCUGUUCCUGGAACCUUGGAAUGUCUGGACGGCAUCAGAUCAUUCGCCAUGAUGUGGGUCAUCAUUGGUCAUACCUUCGUUACUCAAACUCAGAGUCAAAUUAUGGGGAACCCUGCUGAUGCUUUAGCUUGGAUGACGUCACUACAAUCCAUUUGGAUAACAGCAGCUCCUAUAACUGUGGACACAUUCUUCACGCUAAGUGGUCUUCUACUCGUAUAUACUACUGCUGGAAAAUUGACUAGCUUAAAAUUACUCAAGAAUCUCCAUCUUUUCUACCUCAACCGUUUGCUUCGGAUGUUCCCUGUACUUGCUGCGGUGAUUCUGCUGCAAAUCUCAAUUUUAAACAGAGUUGCUGAUGGACCUUAUUGGAACGUUGAGAUGACGAAUACACAUAGAUGCCGUGUCUUCUGGUGGUCUACUUUGUUACACAUACAGAAUUAUGUCAACCCUAGUCACAUGUGCCUUUCACACUCCUGGUAUCUUGCCAUAGAUGUGCAGCUUCAUAUCCUUUCGCCGAUUGUACUAGUAUGGAUUCUAACAGGCAAAAGACGACUGGCUUGGUCAGCGCUCGUUGGCUCUUUGAUAGCAGUUCUUGCUGCUGCCACUACCUACAACUUCAUAAAGAAGUUCCCGUCAGGACCAGUUAUACCAUCACGCCCGCUAGAUACUCCAGAUUAUUUAAUUAACUACUAUGUGAACACAUUGACGAGAGCAUCGCCAUUCUUUGUGGGUCUUAUAUUUGGAUACAUUUUACAUCUAAAUCGAGGGAAGAAAAUCGUUAUAAACUUUUACGCCGCAGCAGUUAUGUGGAUAUGUACUACAGUAAUUGCCCUCCUCAUUGUGUACUCCUCAUACCCCAUUAUGCAGCUUGAUUGGGACAACCAAUUCGCUGACAGCAUGAUCAAUUCUUUCAUGAGACCUGCCUGGGCCAUGUUUAUCGGCUGGAUGAUAUUAGCUUGUGAACAUGGUUAUGGAGGUCCGGUAAACUGGAUACUAUCCCUUCGAGCAUGGAAGGUGUUAGGACGACUGUCCUACGCAAUGUAUCUCAUUCAUUACCCUCUUAUGUUCGUUGUUCUCGCGAUGCCUAUUGCACCAAUCUACUUCGAUGUUCAAUUCUCGCUAUACAACUUCUUUGCUGACUUCCUAUUGGCAGUAGUAGUGGCGUUUAUAGUCACUAUUAUUAUUGACUCACCGUGUUCUGUACUUAUCAAACAUUUCAUGGGAGGAGGACCGAAAAGACCACCUCAGAAAAUUGCUCCAGCUACAGAAACCGAAAUCGUUGAGAAAGAAUUGAAAACACAACUAUAGAUUGAUUAAUAAUAUUAAUUGAU
This is a messenger RNA of Spodoptera exigua (beet armyworm), 2336 nucleotides long. The record is from the annotation of a GenBank genome assembly. Lineage: Eukaryota; Metazoa; Arthropoda; Insecta; Lepidoptera; Noctuidae.